Nematostella vectensis (starlet sea anemone) is the source of this 3011-nucleotide messenger RNA. Its product is annotated as alkylated DNA repair protein alkB homolog 8. The transcript is spliced from 4 exons. Gene Ontology annotation, cellular component: cytoplasm; nucleus. NCBI's taxonomy places the organism in Eukaryota, Metazoa, Cnidaria, Anthozoa, Actiniaria, Edwardsiidae. Gene Ontology annotation, molecular function: S-adenosylmethionine-dependent methyltransferase activity; tRNA binding. The record is from RefSeq and is a predicted model, not a curated record. Bases 1056 to 2645 code for a protein of 529 amino acids. Gene Ontology annotation, biological process: tRNA wobble uridine modification.
UCAUUCGAUAAUUAGGAAAAGCCUUAAGUACGCGUGUGAUCCAACCUUUUUUCCUUCUUCUUUUGACAAAGUAUGAUAUGCAAAAUGUGAUCUUGGGUAAGACGGUCAGCGGCUAUCAUAAAUAAUGGCGGACAAUAUGGCGGGUAUUUUGUGCCGAUAUGAAAAUUUGCAUGUAUUUAGCGACACAAUAGAUGGUUUUCCCCCUAGCAGCUGCUUACAUCAAUCGACGUCAGAGAUCACCUAACAAAACAUACGUGCCUAGGACUUUUGCCGAUUUCCGGUGCUAGCCGUUUUUAGGAUUUCCAGUUCAGUGGCGAAGGGAACAUUUUCUCGUCUUACAUUGCUGCCUCUACUAUUACCCUCUCCAAGCAACUCGUACCUUCAAACGGUGACGGUUCCUCACUACGGAAACCGGGAAGACAGAGUUACAGAUCGCCAUUGUGUUUAAAACGCCACGCGGUAGAGCUGCUAACAAAGAGAGCCGGUCUGCAGUUUGCAAAAGAUCUGAGGUCGACUCGCCUUCGAUGUUUGCCGGGCCUUUUUCCAGGAUUUUGUAAAUUGUAUAUAAUUCAACUCCUCCUGAAAUCUUCUGAUUGAUCUCUAAUUUAUCGCAUAUUUGUACAGGUAAGUUUGUCUUCUUCGCACAAAUAGUUAAAAUGGAGAUUAUAAGCUUCGAAUUUUCAUCAAUAACAAUGUGUCGAUUGAAUUUCGCGCACAGCUUGAAAAUUUAAAGCGAUGGUGUUCAAACCUGCAACUUACUCUCCAAUCGCCGGGACAUUUUGUCGGUUAUGCGAGAGCAACUGGAAAACCACACAUCUGAUAACUGACACACAAGUAAUAUUCCUUUCCUCGUAGUUAUUUUUACGUUACAAAACUUAACCUCAAUUGAAAUAUUCAGGGUUUUUUUCACUACAGUUUAUUCCGUUUGCUAUGGAAGUGCAUUUAUUUCUUACAGUGGGGAAACAUGUGAUAUCUAUGUCUAUGGCCAGCAAAUGAUCGACAUAAUAUUAUUUCUUGUUUGUUGUUCUCUGUUUGUCAUAACACCCAAGUAGAAAAUGCUGCAGAUGCUACAAUUUACUUGUCCGGAAGACCUCGAAAAACGCUUUGUGCACGAGACAUACGAAGAGAUCGCCCCUGGUUUUAGAAAUGCAAGAUACAAGGCAUGGCCUUGUGUUACUCAAUUUAUCAAGGCCCAACCAAAAGGCAGCGUCAUAGCUGAUAUUGGCUGUGGGACUGGUAAAUACCUUAGUAUUUCUACAGAUGCCUUUAUUACAGGAUCCGAUUGCUGUCCUAAGUUUGUAGAAAUUGCAAGAGAAAGGCAGCAUGAAGUUUCCCUCUGUGACAACUUGUCUCUGCCAUACAGAGAUGACUGCCUUGAUGCUGUGAUCUCAGUGGGGGUUAUCCAUCACUUGGCUUCCUCUAAGAGGAGAUUGCAAGCCAUCUGCGAGCUGGCAAGGGUAUUAAGGCCUGGUGGCAAGAUGAUGCUUUGUGUUUGGGCAAUGGAACAGAAACAUAGAAAGUUUCAUGGCCAGGAUGUGUUAGUACCUUUCAGACCUCACAAAAACAGAAUGAGAAGAAGACAUCAAGUCCUGAGACCAACACCAAAGCAGCAAUCUCCGAUUCAGCAGAGCAAAUUAGUUCACGACCAAACUAGACCCAGGUCGAGGUCCUGUGGCGCACUUAACGUUUUAGGCACUUCCAGGGAUCCCGAUAGUACCAGAGGCAGCAAUGAUGACCUAUCGCUCACUAACAGCACAUCGGAGUUUCAUGCGCUUAGGGAACUGCUGCUCACGCUAAAAAACAGAAAAGAGCUCCUGAUGAGUAACAUAAACGCUCAGGUUGUAAAGCUCCAUUCGGAUAAGGACGCUGGUAGACUUAACACGCUGUUAUCCAAGCUGCUAAAGACGCUCUUCGAUGAGCGAGAGACUGAAAAGAAGAUUGGUUCAGAUCCAGAUAAAGAGCGAGGCUUACCUAACAUUCCUAACUUGCUUUCAGCAUUUGUGAAGAAGAUUUUUAAGGAAAAGGAUGAAAAGCAACUAGUUAACAAUGAUACUGCCCAAGAAGAUGUGGAGAUUUCGUCACUGUCGACAGAGAGUCGUCACCCAGAAGCCACGUCAAGGCAGAGAUGGCUCUUUGACAGGGUCGGUUCGUUUGAUAGUGACUGCAGUGAAACAGACUUAGAGGUAAGCAAACAGUUACUAGAUAUUCAAGAUGAGUCGAGUGAGAGGUCAGAGGCGAAUCUUUUAUCAGAGAAAACAGAUGGCGGCAGCGACCCGGAUAAAGUUGCCACCAAAAUACCAAUGCAUUUUUUAGCUAGAUUGAUGGAGACGCUUUCGUCCUCGAGCGAGACUGAAAGCGAUGGUUCGAUAUCACCUGAUUUAUUCAGCUCCGACUCGGAGAUUCCUAGAACUAUCGAUCCCCCAAAAGAAGAGAAUUCGCCCCCGAUUGAAACCAGCCCUGCGUCUUCAAUCAAGUGUUGCCCUAGCGAUGCUGAUAGUAAUCGUUACAAAGCACUACAGCGGUUCUACCACGUGUUUCGCGAGGGGGAACUUACAGACCUCAUAACCAGAAACAUUUCAACAGCCGAAGUCAUUCAGGAGUUUUAUCAUCAUGGAAAUUGGGUGAUUGUUGUUGAGAAACUCUGACUGACUCUUACCUUGUCGUUGACAAGUAUUUUUAGUGUUCCUUUAGUCAUUGAUUUGUAGGUAUUUCUAAAAACGCUUGUUAGACCUUGCAUAUAGAGGUAUUUUUAAAGUUCCUUAGCACAUUUUUAAAGCAUAUUAUAUUAUCUUCCAUGAAGAAAUACAGAUAUACGUUGUUGUGUCUGACAUAGACAAAUCAUUUUUAAUAUAAGUAAAGCAAAAGAUGUUUUUAAUAUUUUUAUAGUGAAUAUUCUCUAUUCCAAACGCUGCAGGUUUUACGAGAUUAUCACGCUUAUUUAUUUUUAUCUUGUUUGUAUAUGGAAACAAAUUUUAACUAUGAUUGAAUAAAGAAGCUUGAUAUAAAAUCUA